UCACUCCUCCACCCCCCCUCCCAUCUUCUCAGCUCCGUGGACGUGCUCGCUUCUUCUCCGGACCGGGUCUAUGUCCCGGUUUCCCGCCGUCGCGGGCAGGGCGCCAAGGCGGCAGGAGGAGGGCGAGCGGCCCAGAGAGCUCCAGGAAGAGCGGCCGUCAGCUGUUCGCAUCGCUGACAGAGAAGAGAAAGGAUGUACAUCACAGGAGGGAGGAACGACUCCAACUUUUCCUAUUCAGAAACAAAGAAAAAAGCUCAUUCAAGCCGUGAGGGACAAUUCGUUCCUCAUUGUUACAGGAAAUACAGGAAGUGGUAAAACAACUCAACUCCCUAAAUACCUUUAUGAAGCAGGGUUUUCACAGCAUGGUAUGAUUGGGGUGACUCAGCCACGCAAAGUUGCUGCCAUCUCGGUUGCUCAGAGGGUUGCUGAAGAAAUGAAAUGCACUCUGGGAUCGAAAGUAGGGUACCAAGUUCGUUUUGAUGACUGCAGCUCCAAGGAAACAGCAAUCAAAUACAUGACCGAUGGAUGUUUACUUAAACAUAUUCUGGGAGAUCCAAAUCUUAGCAAGUUCAGUGUCAUUAUUUUGGAUGAAGCCCAUGAAAGAACUUUAACUACAGACAUCUUAUUUGGUUUACUGAAGAAGCUGUUUCAGGAUAAGUCUCCUAACAGGAAAGAGCAUUUAAAGGUGGUGGUGAUGUCAGCAACUAUGGAGCUAGCCAAGCUCUCUGCGUUCUUUGGAAAUUGCCCCAUAUUUGAUAUACCUGGAAGGCUCUAUCCAGUCAGAGAGAAAUUCUGCAAUUUGAUUGGCCCAAGAGACAGAGAAAAUACGGCGUAUAUUCAAGCGAUUGUGAAAGUGACCAUGGAUAUUCAUUUGAAUGAAAUGGCUGGAGACAUCUUAGUUUUUCUGACUGGCCAGUUUGAAAUAGAGAAGAGUUGUGAGCUGCUUUUUCAGAUGGCGGAGUCUGUCGAUUACGACUAUGACGUGCAGGACACCACGCUAGAUGGCCUGUUGAUACUGCCGUGUUACGGCUCUAUGACAACAGAUCAACAGAGGAGAAUAUUUUUGCCACCUCCACCGGGAAUUAGAAAAUGUGUCAUAUCCACCAACAUUUCUGCAACAUCUUUGACAAUAGAUGGGAUCAGAUAUGUGGUGGAUGGAGGCUUUGUGAAGCAAUUAAAUCACAACCCCAGAUUAGGCUUGGACAUCCUGGAGGUGGUUCCUAUUUCAAAAAGUGAAGCACUGCAGCGAAGUGGCAGAGCUGGCAGGACUGCCUCAGGAAAAUGCUUUCGGAUUUAUAGUAAAGAUUUUUGGAACCAGUGUAUGCCUGAUCAUGUGAUCCCAGAGAUUAAGAGAACUAGUUUGACGUCUGUAGUUUUGACAUUAAAGUGCCUUGCCAUACAUGAUGUCAUAAGGUUUCCAUAUUUGGACCCACCUAACGAGAGACUUAUUUUGGAAGCACUUAAACAGCUUUACCAGUGUGAUGCUAUUGACAGGAGUGGUCAUGUGACGAGAUUGGGUUUAUCCAUGGUGGAGUUCCCUCUCCCCCCACAUCUGACGUGUGCAGUGAUCAGGGCUGCUUCUCUUGAUUGUGAAGAUUUGCUGCUUCCAAUAGCAGCAAUGCUGUCUGUGGAAAAUGUCUUCAUCAGACCUGUUGAUCCAGAGUACCAGAAGGAAGCAGAACAGAGACAUCGAGAAUUGGCAGCAAAAGCUGGAGGAUUUAAUGACUUUGCAACUUUAGCCGUCAUUUUUGAACAGUGCAAAUCAAGUGGCGCUCCUGCUUCGUGGUGCCAAAAGCACUGGAUUCACUGGCGGUGCUUAUUUUCUGCAUUUCGUGUGGAAGCUCAACUUCGGGAACUGAUCAGAAAACUUAAACAGCAAAGUGAUUUCCCAAGAGAGACUUUUGAAGGCCCUAAACAUGAAGUACUACGAAGGUGUCUCUGUGCAGGCUACUUCAAAAAUGUCGCACGAAGAUCUGUUGGCAGAACGUUUUGCACAAUGGAUGGGCGUGGAAGUCCAGUUCAUAUUCAUCCUUCCUCAGCACUUCAUGAACAGGAAACCAAACUGGAAUGGAUUAUUUUUCAUGAAGUAUUAGUUACCACCAAAGUCUAUGCAAGAAUUGUGUGUCCAAUCCGUUAUGAAUGGGUGAGAGACUUACUACCCAAGUUGCAUGAACUCAAUGCACAUGAUUUGAGCAGUGUGGCUAGACGUGAAAUGAGAGAAGAUGCAAGAAGAAAAUGGACAAAUAAGGAAAAUGUGAAGCAGCUAAAGGAUGGAAUAUCAAAAGAAGUGCUAAAGAAAAUGCAGAGAAGAAAUGAUGACAAAUCCAUAUCAGAUGCACGGGCUCGUUUCCUUGAGAGAAAGCAGCAAAGAAUCCAGGACCACAGUGACACACUGAAGGAAACAAGCUAAGCAAUGGACUGUCCAAUUCAGGAAGUAGGAAAGCAGCCAGGAAAUGUGCUUCUGUUUUGCCUGUUAUUUCGACAGUACUAUCAAGAGGAAGUGGUCAGCAGCUGUUCUUAGUCUGUGA
Messenger RNA from Acomys russatus (golden spiny mouse), 2528 nucleotides. RefSeq names its product DEAH-box helicase 40 (gene Dhx40). Gene Ontology annotation, cellular component: intracellular anatomical structure. Lineage: Eukaryota; Metazoa; Chordata; Mammalia; Rodentia; Muridae. The transcript has 18 exons. Gene Ontology annotation, molecular function: ATP binding; RNA binding. The coding region runs from base 71 to 2410 and encodes 779 amino acids. The record is from RefSeq and is a predicted model, not a curated record.